CUCUCUCUCUCUCUCUCAUAUGUCCACUGAUCUGUACAGUUGCUCUGGUUAUAUUUAAGAAAGAACCUGCUAUAACCCGACUAUCUGUCAUCUCCACUCAAGACUUGGCAGAGUAGGGGAGAGGGAGAGAGAGAGAGAGAGAGAGAGAGGAGGAGGAGGAGGAGGAGGAGGUCAGGGUCAUGGAAGGCAGUGUCUCUACCAGUGUGGUUCGCUACGUCGACCGAGCCUACGACCUCCUCUCUUCCCUGUCGACGGCCGAAGCGCUGAGCCGGGUCGCCGCGGUGUGCGAGGUGGUGAGAGUGGGGGUGCUGGUGCCGCUGCUGAAGGUGGCCGUCGUCCUGUGCUUGACCAUGUCGGUGAUGCUGGUCAUCGAGAAGCUGUCCAUGGCCAUCGUCGCCCUCUACGUGAAGGUUUUCCGGCGCACGCCGGAGAAGAUCUACAAAUGGGCGCCACUGUCGCAGGAUCUGGAGCUCGGCUCUCUCUCCCACCCCAUGGUCCUUGUCCAGAUCCCCAUGUUCAACGAGCGAGAGGUUUACCAGAUCUCAAUUGGAGCAGUGUGCAAACUGGCAUGGCCGCAUGACAGACUCAUAAUACAAGUCCUUGAUGAUUCAACAGACCUAUCAAUUAGGGAACUGGUGCAAGAGGAAUGCCAGAAGUGGUCCAACAAGGGAAGAAGAAUACACUACAUAUCAAGGGACAACAGAAAUGGAUAUAAAGCUGGAGCUAUGAAAGAAGCAAUGGAUCUUGACUAUGUGAAGAAAUGCGACUAUGUGGCAAUAUUUGAUGCAGAUCAUGAGCCCCCAACUGAUUUCCUUUUGAGAACCAUCCCUUUCCUCAUGCACAAUCCCGACGUUGCUCUUGUUCAAGCACGUUGGAAGUUUGUGAAUGCCAAUGAAUGCAUAAUGACAAGGAUUCAAGAGAUGUCACUGAACUACCAUUUCAAAAUGGAGCAACAGUCGGGUUCAUCAACCAUGGCAUUUUUUGGAUUUAAUGGAACUGCCGGUGUUUGGAGAAUCCAAGCUAUUAAUGAAGCUGAAGGCUGGAAAGAGCGAACUACUGUGGAGGACAUGGACUUAGCAGUUAGAGCAUCUCUUCAAGGCUGGAAAUUUGUGUAUAUUGGAGACCUUAAGGUUAAAAGUGAACUACCAAGCAGUUAUAAGGCGUAUCGGUAUCAGCAACAUCGUUGGUCCUGUGGACCUGCAAAUUUGUUCAAGAAAAUGACAAUAGAUAUUAUAAUGGCAAAGAAGGUGUCUUUGCUGAAGAAACUAUUUCUGCUCUACAACUUCUUCUUUGCAAGACGAAUUAUAUCCCACAAUGUGACCUUCUUUUUCUACUGCAUCAUCAUUCCAUUUUCUUCCUUUUUCCCUGAAGUAAUAAUCCCAAAAUGGGGGGUGUUCUAUAUCCCAACAGUCAUCACCAUCCUCAAUUCAAUUGGAACUCCAAGGUCUUUACAUCUCAUUAUCAUCUGGAUAUUUUUCGAGAACGUCAUGUCCUUGCAUCGAUGCAAGGCUGUCUUCAUCGGUCUAUUUGAAGCAGGGAGAGUGAAUGAGUGGGUCGUCACAGAGAAAUUAGGGAAAGCAUUAAAGACCAAACAAGUUUCAACAGCUGCCAAGAGAAGUUCAAAUAAGUUCUGGCAAAGGUUUCUUUUCUUGGAGCUGGGAAUGGCAGUAGCCCUCUUGAUAUGUGCAUGCUACAACUUCAUCUACAGAUCAAACCAGUACUUCAUAUUCAUUUUUCCUCUCUCUCUCUCAUUCUUCUUGAUGGGUUUUGGUUUUGUGGGCACUCACAUUCCAGCAGCAAAGUAGCUGAACAUAGCUUCGACAUCACAUUUGUCCUCCUCCAUUUCAUUGUUCCUCUCUUCUCUACACAAAUUCUUUCUUGUCAUCCAACAGCUAUUUUAUGUAUUAUUUCCAUGAAUAAGAGGCCAAUCCAGCAUCAUCAUGGGGGAGAAAUUAAUUGACUCCAGGGAGAAGGAUUUCGCUAAUGGCUGAAAGUUAUAGGCUGAUUGCAUGAGCAGUGCAGAGUUAUGUUAGAGCUGAUUGCAUGCAGAUUUAGGCUUAUGUUCUCUUAAGAAUAACACCCUAUAACUCAGCCACUGAAACACCAGUGUAACUGUUCUGUUUAGUGAGUAAUAAUAUAUCAGUUCAUUCUCUUA
Molecule: messenger RNA, 2155 nt
Organism: Musa acuminata AAA Group (dessert banana)
Lineage: Eukaryota; Viridiplantae; Streptophyta; Magnoliopsida; Zingiberales; Musaceae
Product: probable glucomannan 4-beta-mannosyltransferase 11
Exons: 10
Coding region: 180-1805 (541 amino acids)
Cellular component (GO): Golgi apparatus
Molecular function (GO): mannan synthase activity
Source: RefSeq, a predicted model, not a curated record